AUGUCUAUUAGUGAGCAAUUGAAAGAGAAAUUUACAAAUGAAGAAACAACCAAUGAAGAACAAAAUAAUAGAGAUAAGCUAUAUGAAUUAUUAAAUGAGUCAAAUAUUAGGAAUAAUUUGGAGGUUUUGGAAUUUAUUAACAAUAAUGAAUUGACUUUAACAAAAGAGAUUUUAAAUGAAGAUGAAAUAAUUGAGAUGAUCUUAAAUGAAGUAAAUGAAAUAAAUGAUGAAUCAGGUGAGGGUACUGAUGAACCAGAAGCUACUGUAGGCGACAAUGAUGCCUUAGGAGCAAUCAAUAAAUUACUCAUUUAUAUUUAA
This is a messenger RNA of Entrophospora sp. SA101, 318 nucleotides long. NCBI's taxonomy places the organism in Eukaryota, Fungi, Glomeromycota, Glomeromycetes, Entrophosporales, Entrophosporaceae. The record is from the annotation of a GenBank genome assembly.